AUGAAAGCUUCUGUUGUUAGAGACUAUCUCGAAAAACAGCUGACUCGCAAUGAGCAACCUCUCGAGCCUUUUGAGGGUCUACCACGUGCUCUCAAUGUCCCUUUUACUGGAGUUGAAAUACAUGCAGCCACCUCUAGCUUGAAAAAUGGGAGGGCUAAUGGUCCUGAUGGAAUACCCAACGAGCUAAUUAAUGUCAUGGAGCAUGCUGUGAUCGAGAAAGCUAACCCAAUAGCUUUAUCAGAAGACCAGAAAGCAGCUUUAAAUAAAUAUAAGAUACAAGCUCGAAAAGACAAUGAGAUAUUUCUGCGUCAGCAUCCUGAAGUAUCCUGUCUCAUUUCAGAUUUCCUCCAUGAGGUUUUAUUAAAAAGACCAGAACAGGUGGUAGAGUUUGCUGCGAAUCAUUUUACACAGCCUGACAUCAGACCUCGAAUAAACUCUCAGAUUAAAGAGGAGAAGAAGCUACUCCGACGGGAAGCAAGAAAAGCUGUUAAAUCAGCAGAAAAAGCGUAGACUUAGUCAAAACAUUCAUUUUAGAAAGUGAAAUGAAGUGUAUAAAAAACUUGCACACAUAUCGAUCAGAUGCGGACUGCGGAGACAGUUUGAGCUUGCCAUAAAAUUGGAAAAGAUCGUUUUUUAUAUUUAUAUCUGCAAAGUGGAUUAUGCUGGUUUUCAACAUAUCAAUCGAAAUAAGUUCCUCUUAUUUACUCGCGUCUUUAAGAGGAGUUUACAAAAUUCCGUAUGAAGCUUGUGUGAAUAAUUAAAGGAAAAAUUCACUCUUACACUACAGCGAAUAUGGUCGCCUGUUUUUAUUAUUUGCACGUUUAAGAUGCAUGCUGAUUGAAAUUAAAGCAUGCGACUUGUAUUCGACUCUGAAAUCCUGUAAAUUGUACAUUAGAAUGUUAACUUGUAUAGUAGUAGAAUGUGAUAAAUUGUACGGUAGCAUGUUAAAUUAUGAAUUAUGAUAUGUUUUAGUGUCAGAAAACAAAACUGAUGUAAAAUCACAUUCUCUAUUUAACUGAAUCCCGAUUUCAAUUAUUAGUAUUAUAUCUUUGGAUUUGAACAAUUUGA
Bolinopsis microptera is the source of this 1068-nucleotide messenger RNA. RefSeq lists its product as uncharacterized. The coding region runs from base 1 to 510 and encodes 169 amino acids. NCBI's taxonomy places the organism in Eukaryota, Metazoa, Ctenophora, Tentaculata, Lobata, Bolinopsidae. The transcript has 4 exons. The record is from RefSeq and is a predicted model, not a curated record.